Rotaria sp. Silwood2 is the source of this 759-nucleotide messenger RNA. Lineage: Eukaryota; Metazoa; Rotifera; Eurotatoria; Philodinida; Philodinidae. The record is from the annotation of a GenBank genome assembly.
AUGCCUAUAGGUCAUGAAUUUACCGCUCAAGAAAAAUUAUUAAUCUUCAAAGUCAUAAGAUUUUGUGAACAAGAGACAACAGGAUCGAUAAUUCCAUUGUAUAACGUAGUUGAACGAAUGGCAAAGAUGUUAGAUACUUCUGAAACAUCAGUAAAAAGAUUGAAAAAGGAAAUGAACGAGCUGAUACAGCAACAACAAACAGAACUUGAAGAGGAACAAAAACGGAAGCAACAGGAAGUAAGGAAAUUAGCCGAAAAUAAACGUCAACUUCGAAGUCAAACAAAACUGGACUCCGCAUCACAAGAUCGUUCAACGUUUUCGAAGCCCAAACGAUUACAUCGGCGUCAAUCUCGUACCGGUUCUUUGGCUACUGCGAAAAACCAUUCAUCUAUUCCUCGGCCGUAUUCUCCUCAAAAGAAGGAUUGUCCCAAAAUAUUAAAACGAUCUAGUUGGAACGCACGACCGUAUAUAGAUCGUACAAAUUUAACAACAUUACCGGUUACAGAAAUUGUUGCACACCAACUAACAGGUUUUUAUUCAAUUAUGAAUCAUGAAGAUUGUAUUAAUAAAAUAAAAGGAGUUCAAGAUUAUCAAAUGGACACACAAAACUGGGAUGAUAUUGGAUAUAAUUUUAUCCUGUGUGAUGAUACUGGUGACCAACAACAAAUUUAUACAGGCAGAGGAUGGAAAUUUACUGGUGCACAUUGUAUAAGUUUUAAUAAAAGAUCAUUGGGAGAUUGUUUAUGGUGUAAUAAUUAA